Lachancea dasiensis is the source of this 2235-nucleotide messenger RNA. The record is from the annotation of a GenBank genome assembly. NCBI's taxonomy places the organism in Eukaryota, Fungi, Ascomycota, Saccharomycetes, Saccharomycetales, Saccharomycetaceae.
AUGACUCAAGGCAAAGCUAGUAUGCUUGUACAUAGAGCCCGUUUUGUGGAUUUCAACGGUGCCAAUAUCACGGCCCUUGCAUUUUCUGAAGUGUCCAAACUAGAGAAGCGAACUCCAUCCGACCUGAGAUUGGCACUUGGCCGAUCCAAUGGAGACAUUGAAAUUUGGAAUCCGCGCAAUGGUUGGUGCCAGGAGCUUGUGAUACAAGGUGGUAGCGAUCGUACUAUAGAAGGACUCGCCUGGAGUAAUGUACCGGGAGAACCGCUGCGUCUUUUUUCCAUCGGUGGGUCCACGGUGGUGACAGAAUGGGAUUUGAAAACCGGUCUUCCUUUGAUGAAUUACGACUGCAAUGGUGGCGUGAUUUGGUCUAUAGCACUCAGUGCGUCACAAACAAAGCUAGCUGUUGGGUGUGACAAUGGGUGCGUAGUUAUAAUUGACAUAUCUGGAGGUGCUGGUGUGAUGGAACACGAGACUGUUUUACAAAGACAAGAUUCCCGUGUCCUUUCUGUGGCCUGGAAGGAAGAUGACUCUGUUAUUGGCGGCUGUGCAGAUGGGAGAAUACGAGUGUGGAAGGUAGCGAAGCAAGAAGAAAUUAGGGGCCGUAUUGUCCAAACCAUGAAAGUCGACAAAUCAAAAAAAGAAUCUACGCUCGUAUGGUCCGUGAUAUAUUUACCUAAAAUAAACCAAGUUGUCUCGGGCGACUCGACGGGGUCCGUUAAAUUUUGGGACUUUCAGUACGGCACCCUCAGUCAAACGUUCAAAGCGCAUGCAGCAGACGUGCUCUGUCUUACUUGCGAUGAAUCUCAUGAAAAGGUUUUCAGCGCUGGAGUGGACCGCAAGAUAUAUCAAUAUGCUCUCAGCCCCUCCACCUCAACAAAAAAAAGUUCAAAAUGGGUUGUAGCGUCUAAUAGAUUGUUGCAUUCAAACGACGUUAGAGCAUUGGCCUCAUAUCAAUCAAAGGGUGCUGAUUUUCUGGCUUCCGGCGGUGUCGAGAAAAACUUGAUAAUCAGUUCUGUUUCGUCGUUUUCGGACGGCAGCUACAAAAAAGUAUCUUACGCCACACCUUUUCACAAGAGGGUGUUGAUCAACGCAGAGCAGCGUUUAUGUGUGGCGUGGCAGCAAUCUACUGUCAAGGUAUGGAUUGUAGGUGCCGGACCAGAGGAGGAAAGGACUUAUAAACUGGUCUGCAAGCUGACUUUGAAGGACGAGCAGAACAUCUCCACUUGCGCAAUGUCUCCAGACGGCCAGGUUCUUGUGGUAGGCCGACCAAAUACUACAAAGUUGUUCCACUUACAACCUUUCAACGGAAAAUUGAAGGUCACUAAGCUAGACAAUGAAUUUCUUCUAAAAACUGGUAUCAAACAAGCCAAAUUCAUUGAUAACUCCAGUCUUGUUCUAGUCUCGGCUAAAGACGAGGUUUUGUCAUUGAACCUGGAAGACGACGAAGCUGACGAGGAGCCCACAGAGUUUGUGGUUCCCGAGCUACCAGAAACCAAAUCUGCGAUGAAACUCCCUCACAUAACUGCCAUCAAUCAUUUGGACAUUCGCGGUUCAUUUGCAGUGGUAUCUCGUAUCUGUGGCGAAGUCUAUAUGAUUGACCUCAAAGAUAACUCUGUUGUGACUGUUGCCCGUAUCAUGAAUUUCAUCACCGCUCUUCAUAUCACGAACAAAUGUACAGUCGUUAUCACAACCGCAGAAAACAGAAUUCUUGAAUUCUCGCUCAAAGAAUCAGAGGAGUCAGGUAUUGGGGCAAUGUCUGACUGGUGUAAAAAGAACAAAGACCACUUACCUAAAGAGUUGGAAAACGCGAAAUCGAAAUUCUUAGGGAUUUUUAGCUCAGAGGAGCGGAUAUGGCUAUGGGGGUAUAACUGUCUGGCAAGCUUUGACUUAACGCAGGAUCUACCAGUCAGUAACAGGAAGAGACCCAAGAAGCAUAAGAUAGAUGGAAAUACUGUGACUGACAAGAGCAACUACAUAGAUGCCAAUGGUGAAGAGGAAGAAGAUGACGAGGAAGAAGCCGAAGACACACAAUCGUUUAUGAGAGACAGGUCAGCAGAUACAACUGAAGGGAAUAGGUUUACGAAGGACAGCAAAGCCUAUUUUUUCACGGAAAACUACAAAUCGGUCUUAUUGGCAAAUGUUUUUGCUGAGAAGGAGAUCGUCAUUAUGGAGGCCCCCUUCACCUCCAAAAAGGCUUCGCUGGCCGCUUUUGACUUGCCUAAAUUAGUCUUCUAG